Molecule: messenger RNA, 2150 nt
Organism: Dreissena polymorpha
Lineage: Eukaryota; Metazoa; Mollusca; Bivalvia; Myida; Dreissenidae
Product: myeloid differentiation primary response protein MyD88-like
Exons: 12
Coding region: 202-1779 (525 amino acids)
Biological process (GO): signal transduction
Source: RefSeq, a predicted model, not a curated record
UUUACGUAUCCAAUAACAGAAUAAUGUUAACAGAUGUGUAUGAUUACUGAUUCAGUGAAUAUUAAACGUGUCUGCAUAUAUAUUCUUAAAAAAUAGUGGAUAUUUAUUUAAUUACUGUAAUAUCUUAAUUACUAACCACAAAGUAAACAUAAUUUUAUAAUAGAUAAGUUAUUUUUACAAUUUCGUGGUCUAAGAAGAGAAAUGGCCACUUCAGCAAAUCAGGAAUAUGACGGGGUUCCUUUAAGUGCGCUUCGGAAAGAGACACGACUAAAGCUGUCAAAGUAUCUAGAUAGAAAAGGCAUGCGGUUGAAGGUUGAAAUCGACAAUAUUCCUACGGACAUUUUUGAUGACUUCACUGGUCUCGCCAAACAGGCAGGUCAAGAAGACUUUAUUGAUACCGUCAAAUGUCAGAAUCAAGAACAAAGUCCGACUGGGAGGUUAUUUGACCGAUUGAAUGAUUGCGGCUACACAAUUGAAACUUUCUUGGGUUAUCUGCUGGUUAUGAAACGUUAUGACGUAAUUAAAGACUGCAUAAAACUAAUAGUGGGCGAUCUACUGAGAUUUUUAGACCCAAAGCUUGUGACUAGAUGGAAUGAAUUAUCUGAUGAUUUUGAAUCUUCUUCUUUGAGCGAGCUCCUGUGUGUUGUUAACCCAAAGAUUGCGGCUAGAUGGAGUAAAAUAUUUAACGAUAUCGAAAAUUCUUAUCUUUCGUCAUCUUACCAUCGUUGGGAAUGUUUCGAUGCCACGAUAUCUGAACGUCUACCAAUUUAUGUAUCUGACGUGAUCGAUUAUACUUUCGACGCUUUCGUGUGCUACAACCAAGACGACCCGGGGGACAAGCAAUUCGUACAAGACCUAAUUGAGGAGCUAGAGUGUAGAAGAGGACUUCGACUCUACGUCCCAGGGCGCGAUGAUCAACCGGAUGCAUCCGAACAUAUCAACAAUGCUGGCGAAAUUGAGAGAAGGUGCCGAAGAGUUAUAAUUGUCAUGUCACGUUCGUAUCUUCAGAGCACAAUUUGGGAAUUCCAGGAACAAUUUGCACAAGCACUCUUGCCAGACGCCAGGAGGAACCGGCUGAUUACAAUGCUUCGAGAAAGAGAUGUCGUCCUGCCAGAGGUACUUGAAGGGUGUAAUACUCUUGACUAUAACGAAAUGAACCAGGUAAACUGGGUCCUACUGAGAUCAGUAAUCAGAACACCGAUAAGAGAAUAUAUGAGAAGUACAAAUAUUGAAUACUUGCGAAAUAUCAGUUUUCCACGAAUAGCCGAUCAGACACUACUAAAAACGGUUGAACCUGCUCGAAAUGUUGCGCCGCCAAACAAUAAUACAAUACCAAAAAAGUUAGUUCCUUCUCAAAAUGACCAGCCUCCUCUUAACCUUAAUGAAUCAACCGAGCCGAUCACUGAGCAGUCAGACUUGCGGAAUAUCAGUGUUCCAGAAAUGGCCGAUAUUACAAUACCAAAAAAGUUAACUCAAUCUCAAAAUGAUCAGCCUUCUCUUAACCCUAAUGAAUCAACCGACCCGAUCGCCAAGCUGUCAGGCCCCCAAACACGCCCACUGCUUGAAGACCAGAUAUUUGAGGAAGUGACAAAUGCUUCACCAUCAAAUGUUCCGCAAACAGAACAUGCACAUUUAUUAAUACUCACAUCUCAAGAACCUCAAAACGUUGCCGACCAGCUAACCGAAAUUGCAAAUGACCUAACACCUUCAUCUCAAGAGUCUCAAGAUACUGUUGGUGAAAUGACCUCCGAGGAAAUGAAAAAGUCCUGUGACCUUUAAUUUCCGAAUAGCGUCCCUGACGUGAACUGAUUAAACUGAACGUUCUAGAAAAAAAUUCAGUAAGCAUUACAUGAAGCCGCCUGAGACAAGUUUUAUUAUCAUAAUUUCUAAAAGUUUCAUUUACCUAAAUGAAUUAAAUGCGGUCUAUAAAAACAGUUUGCUGCUCACAUAUUAUUAUUUUGUUCUAAAUUUGUUGCUCUUAGUAUUUGUAUUGUAUUCUGUUUUAUUUUCUGUCUGUAUUAUGACUUUGUACAAAAACAACAAGUGUUGCUAUUGUUAUUGAUUCUUCAUCUAUACUUAUUUGUUAUUGAUUGUUGUUGAUCACUUUGUUUUAUCUCUAACAAUAUCUUGAAUUUUGGUUUACUUAAAUA